AUGUCGUGGUCAUUAUCUAAUAAGACGAAGACUCGGGUUCAUCCAAAUAAAAUUAAAGAACACGAGAGAAACGAUUCUGUUUCAUCAUUAUCACCGUCUGAACUGGACCGGGCUAUAAAUGACGUGUUAAAGAGGACAGAGAGAUCUAAUGUUCUACGAUGUGAAUCAAUAUGUAGAGACAACCCAAUAACAUCAACUGGUAAGAAAACCCAACUCGUGAAGAUGGUCUCCAUAGUGAUGAUUCCAGUUGCUGUUCUAACCGGUCUUACAGCCAAUACGUUUGUGAACACGUUCACGAGCUACAUGUCGUCUGGUAUUAGGAACACCAUCUUGUACUCUGUGGAACUGGGUCAAGUCGUCCACAGUUUACAAAAGGAGAGAGAUAUGAGUGCUCUGUAUAUCAGUAAAAUCAGUCCAGUAUCUAAAUCCUUUCUAUUACAACGAUAUCCAGAGACGGAUAGAUCUAUUGAGAAACUUACAUUCUGGACGACUUUAUCCCGCUUGGAAUUUCAGUCAAAAGACAAGUUUCUGUCCUAUCUUAACAGGCAUAGGUAUGAACUUGAUACAUUGAAUCAAACAGUAACUAAAGAGCUGGAGAUGUACACGACAUUAAUUCGUGUAUUUAUCAAAUGGUUGUACGAUACGAUGACAGAGGAAGAGUCAGGGUUCAUCUGGAGAAGUCUUGUGGCCUAUCUAGAAGUUAUAAUAGUCAAAGAGUACAUGGGUCUAGAGCGAGCUUUAGGCAUGGUAUUCUAUGCUAAAGGGCGGUUCCCCUCACGUAAUGUUUAUCUCUGGUUCUCUGAGAGUCAGGAUGUGUCGAAUGCCACGUUUUUAUCAGCUAGACGUUAUUCUGAUCUGGUAGCUACUCUUUAUAACAAGAAUAUCAAGGGCAAUGAAACAACAUUGAGUGUUUUAACAAGUAUGAGGGCAGAGAUUAGACGAAAUGAGCUCAAUGGUUUAGGAUCUAUAAAGAUGGCGGAAUGGUGGUAUAACAAUAUGACCGUGUAUAUGGAUCUUCUACUCGAAACACAAUCAGAACUCGCCCAGGAAAUUACAGGAUUAUUGGACGAACGACAAAAAAUCAACCUGCAAAAACUCAUUGCUAUUUCAGUUGUUUUCGUCUGUGUCUUCGUCAUUUGUCCAAUAAUCAUCUACGCUGCUUAUAAACUGACCAAUGAAAUACAGAAAUAUUCUAUUAAUCUAACCAAUCGGACGAAGGCUUUAAACAAAGAGAAGAAGCGGACUGAAGCCCUUCUACAUCAGAUGUUACCACAAUCCGUUGCGACUGCUUUAACUUGUAACGAGGUGGUGGAUGCGGAGAAUUUUGAUGAAGCAACGCUCUUUUUCUCAGAUAUUCAAGGCUUUACACAUUUAUCUGCUCGUAGUUCACCGAUACAAGUGGUAGAGAUGCUGAACAGUCUAUACACGUGUUUUGAUGGUCGCAUCGCCCUCUAUGAUGUUUACAAGGUGGAGACAAUCGGCGAUGCCUACAUGGUUGUUUCUGGUCUACCGAUGAAGAAUGGUAUACAACACGCAGCAGAAAUAAGUAUUAUGGCUCUUGAUUUAUUAGAUCACAUCAGCUUAUUAAAGAUACCCCACCUACCUGGCACCAAACUAAAACUUAGAAUUGGAAUACACAGUGGAUCUGUAGUAGCGGGUAUAGUGGGCACCAAGAUGCCCAGAUAUUGUCUAUUCGGUGAAAGUGUUAGUAUAGCUGCUAAAAUGGAAUCACUCGGAAAACCUGGACGGAUACAUAUUAGCGAGACAACCCAUGAUAUACUUUUAAAUUUGGGAGGUUUUACAUUUGACGAAAGAAAGGAUUUAAUAAUCCAGGUUAGUUUUUUUGAUUGA
This is a messenger RNA of Patella vulgata (common limpet), 1851 nucleotides long. RefSeq lists its product as uncharacterized. Gene Ontology annotation, biological process: receptor guanylyl cyclase signaling pathway; intracellular signal transduction; cGMP biosynthetic process. The record is from RefSeq and is a predicted model, not a curated record. The transcript is spliced from 8 exons. The coding region runs from base 1 to 1851 and encodes 616 amino acids. Lineage: Eukaryota; Metazoa; Mollusca; Gastropoda; Patellidae. Gene Ontology annotation, molecular function: peptide receptor activity; guanylate cyclase activity.